GCAUUGAAAUUUACCAAUAUUAACGGAAAAUAGGUCACAUACUUUGUAAUACGCAAAACAAUUCGCGUCUUUAUAUUUCAAUCUCAAAAGAGGUGGAAAAAAACAGUUCACUGAAUCGCAUCAGCAGUACUUUCGCAGAAGUUAAGGCGCCUUAAUUGUUUGAAAAGUUUGUUAAAAAACACAAAAUUGACCGCGUGCUUCUUCUUCCGGUUGAACUUCGGUGGGUGUUGGACAACGUGCCACACCAGGUCAUAUAGGCCAGUGUGGCAAGCAUCGCACAGCCAAAGUGGUAGUUUUCGUUUUCCGUGACAAAACAAUUGAGCCAACGUUUGCAAAAUUUCAACCGAACAUUUAAUAAAAAUAGCAGCAAAAUUGAAGGGAACGGCGUCACCCAGAACCUAACCAUGUCACUGCUUAACAACGAUGACAGCAUACUGGCCAUAGACGAAGAUCCGCAGGUUGUCAUCCAGGAGGAUGAGCCCUCGACAGCACCACACAUGCCCAGUGGCCAGUCCAUGGAUUCGUUGCGGUCGUCGUUCACCAACAGAAGCUCGACGCCAGACUCUUCCCAGCAUUCGCUGGACACGCUGGAAAUGGCGCAGGAUGAUCGCGAAGAGAAGGCACGCCUAAUCACCCAGGUGCUGGAGCUGCAGAACACCCUGGAUGAUCUGUCGCAGCGUGUGGACUCUGUGAAGGAGGAGAAUCUCAAAUUGCGCUCCGAGAACCAGGUUCUGGGCCAGUACAUCGAGAAUCUGAUGUCCGCCUCCUCGGUGUUCCAAUCGACCAGCCCCAGUGCGGCGAAAAAGAAGUAGAAAAGAUACCAAACUACCGGAAGGAAGCCUGUACCUCUCAAAUAUGCCUUGUCGUUCAUGCUAUUGCGAAAUCAUACUCGUCUAUAACUAUAUUUAAUAAUUUUAACCUAGCCUAGUCUAAUGCUGCAAUAUUUUUUGAGUUGCUAACUUUUCGAAUUUGUGCACAACACCAUUGUCUUUGUUUAUCGUUUAAGCUUAAUAUUAGCUGGCUAUGUAUUUUAUACAUA
Molecule: messenger RNA, 1039 nt
Organism: Drosophila obscura
Lineage: Eukaryota; Metazoa; Arthropoda; Insecta; Diptera; Drosophilidae
Product: short coiled-coil protein B
Exons: 3
Coding region: 405-812 (135 amino acids)
Cellular component (GO): trans-Golgi network
Source: RefSeq, a predicted model, not a curated record